Molecule: messenger RNA, 3147 nt
Organism: Diceros bicornis minor
Lineage: Eukaryota; Metazoa; Chordata; Mammalia; Perissodactyla; Rhinocerotidae
Gene: TAF9B
Product: TATA-box binding protein associated factor 9b
Exons: 7
Coding region: 290-1045 (251 amino acids)
Biological process (GO): DNA-templated transcription initiation
Cellular component (GO): transcription factor TFIID complex
Molecular function (GO): RNA polymerase II general transcription initiation factor activity; protein heterodimerization activity
Source: RefSeq, a predicted model, not a curated record
GUGCAUUUGGUGCACUUUUCCAGAGAACAGCUCUGGGAAGACUAGCUUCUUAGCUCUUCCACGUGUUGGCCGAGGGCUCCUCGAGGAAGGCUUACCCGACUCUUGCAAGCCUCCCGAGCCGGCCAGCUUCCCGCUAGCCCCACUGCCCUCAGCCUCCACCGGGCUGGGUAGAAGCGGCCGCCCGCGGGGCCGGCGCGGUAACCCCGCCUUCCGCACCCCGCAGGGGUGGAGCCUGAGCGAGGAGGCCGCGAGCAGCCCUCUCUCCCCGGAUGACGAGUGGCAGGAUAACAUGGAGUCGGGCAAGAUGGCGCCUCCUAAGAACGCUCCGAGAGAUGCUUUGGUGAUGGCACAGAUCCUAAAGGAUAUGGGAAUUACAGAGUAUGAACCAAGGGUUAUAAAUCAGAUGUUGGAAUUUGCUUUCCGAUAUGUGACUACAAUUUUGGAUGAUGCAAAAAUUUAUUCCAGCCAUGCUAAGAAACCUAAUGUUGACGCAGAUGAUGUGAGACUGGCAAUCCAGUGUCGGGCUGAUCAAUCUUUUACCUCUCCUCCCCCGAGAGAUUUUUUACUGGAUAUUGCAAGGCAGAAAAAUCAAACCCCUUUACCACUGAUUAAGCCAUAUGCAGGACCCAGACUACCACCUGACAGAUACUGCUUAACAGCUCCAAACUAUAGGCUGAAGUCCUUAGUUAAAAAGGGAGCUAACCAAGGAAGACUAGUUCCACGGUUAAGUGUUGGUGCUGUUAGCAGCAGACCUACCACUCCUACUAUAGCAACCCCGCAAACAGUGUCUGUCCCAAAUAAAGUUGCACCUCCAGCAUCAGUGACAAGCCAAAGAUUUACAGUGCAGAUUCCACCUUCUCAGUCCACACCUGCCAAACCAGUUCCUGCAACAACUGCAGUUCAAAAUGUUCUGAUUAAUCCUUCAAUGAUUGGGCCCAAAAAUAUUCUUAUUACCACCAACAUGGUUUCAUCACAGAACAUGGCCAAUGAAUCAAACCCAUUGAAGAGAAAACAUGAAGAUGAUGAUGACAAUGAUACUAUGUAAAGAAUAUAGUCUAGUCUAGAUGCAUUUCAAACUUGUAGUUGGUUUUGAGCCCAGUAUACUUAAAUAGAACAUUCUAGAUCUCCUCAAGUUUUAUCUUAGAAAACUUAAAUAUAGCAGCAAUAUUUUUCACAUUAGGUUAAACUGUUAGAUUUCCUAAGUAAGGGUACCAAUGCUUUUUCAUUAGGCUUUAAGUAUAAAAAGUACUUGUUUCUUAAUAUUUUCAUUAAUGUUGAGUCCUACUAUGGCAGUUCUGUUUUUGAAAGCAGUUUUCUGCCAUGUAUCACUGACAGCAGCAUUGAAGUUUCAGUUUCUACAGCCUGAUCAGUGGACUCAUCUUUAACAGCGUAAUUUCUAAUCUACAUUUAAAUACUUCCUUUUGUAAGGUAAAAUAGACACCUUGUCACCAACUUUUUUGACCAAAUCUCUCAAUUUAGAAAACAUUUUUUGGAGAGGAUGUAUUUAGAGGGAUUCUAAAUCCAUUUUGAAUAUAUUUAAGUUGUUUCUUGGUGUUCCCUAACCUCCGCCUCCUCAACCCCAUUUCUAGAUCCCAUUUGUUUUAUGCACCACCUCCUCCCAGUAGGCGUAAGUUUCUCCCCAUUGCUCUUAAAUUUAAAAGGCCAAAACUGGAAUUUUAAAAAUAUCAUUCCUGAUAAUACAGCUAAGUGUCAUUUUCAUAUUUUUAAAACCUGCUUUACAUGCCCGAUGUUCUAUGGUUCACUUGAACCUGAAGGUUUGCAUUUGCUUUGUUUUUCUCUUCAUACUGGAGCAGUUGAGUUUUAUCCUAUGCCUUUUAUGCCCAUUAAGCUUUAUUCUGCUUUUUACAUAGUUUUGGGUCAGUUACAUUAAGUUUCAGUCUUAUAUUCCAAGUUGAUAACCCCACCAUAUUUCACAUUUCUAAAUUUAACAUAGAAGAUGCUAUAGCUUAAAAUCUGCCUUCAUAAGUAUAUUUACACUGGACCUAGGCAAAACCACUGUAGUGUUUUCUUUUUACCACAUGCAUUUAUGCUUUGAGCACUACUGCUUGAACCCUCCUGUUGGUAUAAUUCAGAUCAUUUUUCUAGCUUGUUGCUGAGGAUAUCACACAUAAGAUGGGAUCAAACCUGAAAGUUUUCUAGGUUGUGCCUUCCUCUAGAAGGCCAACAACAAAAACAAAUUAGUGUGAUAUGACUUGCAUUUAGAUGCACUCUGCAUAAGUUUCCCACUAAUGUUCUAAUGUUGCUAAACACCUUUCCCUAUUUUCCAUUUAUACACGUCUAAACAUCUUAUUGGGAAAGAUUGCAAAGCUUUCAAAAAUAUAAACAGGCUUGUGUUGUUUAAGUUUGACCUAUUGAACAUAGGAAUAUUCUUGCAGAAUUUUCUAAAAUAUAUUUUCUUAUCAUAAUUUAGAACUUGUAGCCAAGGAUCCUCAAAACUUAAAACACAAUUAAGUUUCACCUUAGGAUGGUGCUUGAUACGUUGAACAGAAAUAGUCCAGUAACAGGGAAGAAAUGUCCCAUCACAGUUUGUUUUUGGGUGUUAGGAAAAGGUGAUAUCAAACUUAUAAAAACAGAUCUGAUCAACAUCAUAGGAGAAAACUGUUCAUGAUAUAGCAUAGGAUAUUGUUACUUGAAUGUUCUUAGGGAGGCAGCAUGUCAAAAGGCCUAGGUUCUAGUCCUGGCUCCAUCAUUUACCAACUGUGUGACCUUACUUCACCUCUGAGCCUUGUUCUCUUCACUAGUUUAAUAGGAAAAUAACACCAACCCUGCCUACCUCACAGGGAUGUUGUGAGGGUCUAAUUGGUAUAUGUGAAACUUCUUUCAAAAUUAUAAAAUGCUAUAUAACUCUAAGAAAUUGUUAAUGUAUUUGUUCCAAGAUUAUUAAUAAAAAAAAUUGAACUUAUAAUUUAUCUUUCAUUUUUGACUUAAAGGAUUCAAGGAAGAUGAACAAGGCCCAGUAAUUCUGAGGUCCAAAAAGCAAUUAAGAUUUGUCUAAUGGAUGAAUUAAUUAUAAAUGAGGGAAUUGAUUGCUUUUAUUUGGAACCAGCAUGUGACUCAUCAUAGUAAAGCAAAAUAAAAAUGAAAGAAUGUGGGUUUAAAUCUGUUAAAAACAUAACAUGCUGUCUU